GGCUCAAGGCGGGCCCGGAAGGGGGGGGGCGGGUCCGGUGGAGGCCGCUCCAGGGUGACUCGCUCGGCUGGGAGCCUGGUGAUGCCACCAGUGCAGGUGCCAAUUGGUGGCGAUGUGCACUCAUGGGGCAGCGGUGAGAUGGGGCAGCUGGGUUUCCCACUCCUUGAGGACCUCCCAAAGGACCAGGAUGGCUACCCAUACGAGCCAACUGCUGGUCUCAUCAAGGCCUUCAAGCGUAUCAAGAUCUGUCAAAUCGCAGGCGGAGACGGGCACACCGCUGCAGUCACUGUUCACGGAAAGCUGUACAGCUGGGGAGCAAGUGCCUGCGGCCAGCUAGGGCAUUGUGACACUGCGCACAUGCCCAAGGAUGUGGAAGGCUACCCCUACCAGCCAGUGCCCCUACUGGUUGGAAGCCUCCAGGACGUAUGCAUCGUCCAGAUUGCCUGCGGAGAUGCGCACACCGUCGCGCUAUCUCGCGAGGGUGUUCUGUACAGCUGGGGUGGCGGAGGAUGUGGACAAUUAGGUCACUCUGAGACCUCAAAGAUGCCAAAAGAUGAGGACGGCUGCCCAUAUCAGCUCACACCUCGAGUUGUGGAGCAUCUUCGACCACACGUGGUCGCCACUGUCGCCUGCGGGAAGGCGCACACCAUUGCGGUUUCAGACCGGGGCCGCAUGUACACCUGGGGAGCUGGUGCUUGCGGGCAGCUUGGUCAUCCAGACACCAGUAGCUUCCCAUCGGACGAAGAUGGCUAUCCGUUUCAGCCUGUUCCGCGAGAAGUCGACCAGUUGAAGGACUACAAAGUCAUAGCAACUGCCUGUGGAGACGUCCAUACCUUGGCGCUAACCGACAACGGGCAUGUGUACUCCUUUGGUGGCGGCUCAUAUGGCCAGCUGGGUGUGAAGGACGUGCUGGCCAUGCCGGUGGAUGCUGACAACUGCCCGUACAUGCCAACUCCCCAACAAGUCUACGGCCUUGAGGGCAUUGUGCGCUUGGCCUGCGGUGAUUCGCACUCGCUCACUGUGGACAGAGAUGGGCGUUUAUACUGCUGGGGAGCGAACUCCUGUGGUCAGCUUGGAAUCAUGAACCCAGACGAUCCCAGGAUAAGAAAAGACCCUGAUGGCAUUCCGCACUUGCCAACCCCGGCGGGGGUCGAAGCACUGGCAGACCAGAGGAUCAUUGAUAUUGCCUGUGGGGAGGCGCACUCCCUAGCAGUGUCAGCUACCGGCAAUUUGUACAGUUGGGGCGCAUGCUCCUGCGGCCAGCUUGGACUCGGCAGUUGUGAUGGAAUGCCAGUUGAUAGUGACGGCUAUCCAUAUCAGCCCACGCCUACUCUUGUCACGGCUGGCUUUAGAGGGAAGGCAGUAUUGAGAGUUGCUUGCGGUGGUGUUCAUAACCUGGCCAUUACUGAGCCAGACCAGUCAUUGGCAGCCAGUCUCUCCACGCUUGUGAACAGUGAGAUGUUGGCCGAUGUUUGCUUCCGCAGCAGUGAAGGCAGCGUGCUUUAUGCUCAUCUCUGCGUCCUGAAGCACAACGCUCCAUCCUUGUACAUGUACGUGUCCCAGCAGGAAGCAGCUGGCAAAGUGACAGUUGACGGCGGGGAUAUUCCCAUUGUGGUAAUGCCUAAUGCACGGCAGGAGGUGCUUCUAGACUUCCUGCAGUAUGUUUACACACUAGACAUAGAUGCAGCCACCAUGUCGCUCUCCAGCUUCUCGGCAGUGCUGGAGCUGUACCAUUUGGGGGAUCGGUUCAAUCUCGUUCACCUGCUGCCAAAGUGCAGACGCUUGAUCCGGCAACAGUUGGGAAAGCAGAAUUUGCAUCGACCUAUGCUGAAUUUGCUGGAUGCCAGGCAUCGCGCACAGUUGGCUGAGGAAUGGCUACCAGGAAGUGCUGCCAGGACUGGAGCCUCCAAUCGAUGCGAGGGAGGAUCUUCCGGGCGGUGGAUGGGGAAUCUUCUUCCUGCCGAACGGCCAGGCACUAGUGUUGGAGGAUGCAGCGUACCGGGAAACGCUUGCUCGGGGAACUUUGUUGGAUCUGCAGGAUAUUGAUGCUCCCAUUAAAGAUGAGGAUGCGAUGCUGGAGGACCACAUGCGGCAAUUGCUGGCUGACAAGGAUCCCGCGGUUGUCCUCAAUGGUAUCAGCGCAGUCAACAUUCAAGCAGAACCAGGUACGGACAAAGGUAGGCCAGCAAGGA
Effrenium voratum is the source of this 2192-nucleotide messenger RNA. NCBI's taxonomy places the organism in Eukaryota, Dinophyceae, Suessiales, Symbiodiniaceae. The record is from the annotation of a GenBank genome assembly.